AUGUUUGGAGAAGUGGGUUCUUUCUUGACGCCAAUCAAAAAACAGUUGACGUAUGUGAAUGCUGACUCUGGAACCAAUUAUCGAAAGACGACGAGCUUUCCGGUCUUUGAGGAAGGGGAUACCUUCAACGAAUAUAUCCGAAAGCAUAAAACAUGGACUGCAGAAAAGUUAUAUCAGGCGGAAGAGCCUACUCAACCCCAAUUACCACUCCAAGAAGUCACUGGCUCGUUGCAGUUUUUAUCUUAUUUGUAUAUUCCUUCAAUUUUAGGAGAAUGCCUUCCUGUCUGUCUUAUCUACCACAGUAGUGUUAACGUUGGAGGCACGAUUUACUAUUUUGGGGGACUAAGGUUAAUGACAGAUGAGGAGAGAGAUGAAUAUAUUGAAGACAUCACUAAUAACUACUUAGUAGCUUUGAGCCAUGUGUCUGUUGAUUUCAAUUAUGACCUACCACUUCCAUUGAAUGGUCAAAUCUUGAAAAGUUUAUUUCUCGUACCCAAUGAAGACGUUUACGCUUAUGACACGAUUACAAAAACUUACUACAAAAAACAACUUCAAGAGACUUAUCGUCUAGAUGGGCUGGGAACGUCGAUGAAAGCAGAGCUAGCUAAAACUGCGAAUUGUACUGCCACCUCUGGUGGCUCUUUACUGUUCAGAAGUGAAAUGCUUCCUCCCUUAUGUUGCCCAGUUACUAAUAGCCUCUCCGAUAGAUACGUAAUUAUCGCUGGAGGUUUUGAAAUUCUGACACAAGUCAACAAGAAAAGAAGCCAUGUGCAAGUGACUAAGACGAUGAAGGUUCAUGAUUCCAUAUGGAUAUUUGAUUCACUUGCGUGUAUAUUUCGCAAGCACAAUAUGGUGCUACAUCCCACGGUAUCUUUAAAUGUUCCUGACUCAUACCCACGUUUUGGCCAUCAAAUGGUGGUUCACAAGUACUCAACUAGUUCGGACCCAAAAUAUUUCAAGUCUUUCUCUGAUAGAAGAACCGACAAGCAACAGUGUAUAAUUUAUGCCAUGGGUGGGUACAAUAUGGAUUCCAAUAAUAGAUUCAUUGCCUCAAACGACCUAUGGAGACUUGACAUGAUUGACCUAUGGAAGGGAAAGAAUGGAUUUAUUGUUUACUCAAAGGACAUUGUGGCCUAUCCUAUAGGUGGACUGGAAACCGUAAUUAAUGUUACAAAUAAGUCCCAAUGUACCACUUCUUCUUGCUGGCCCUCACCCAGGGCAUUUUUUGGCUUUGCGAUGGUGGAUAACCAAGAUAUGCUGGAAAGCGACAAAAGCAGUGAUCCAUCAACCUGCGAAUCGUCUGUAACACCAAGAGCUGGGACUCCAAGUCCUCAAGAUGACACAUCCUCGAUCACAUUGCCCACUCAGUUCAAGUCAAUACUUGAAAGAAAGCUCUUAGUAGUUCAUGGAGGUUCAAGAAUAGUCUAUAAAACAGUAAAGACAAAUGAUGCAGCGGGAUCGGAUGGCGUAGAAACAUUUCAAAAGCAUGAGAUAUUAGGUGAUUUUUGGUGCUUUAAUAUGGCAGAAGAAAAAUGGAUACCAAUCGAUACGUACCUACAAAGUACAAAUAAUGAAACACCAAUGGCUAUUUCGCCAACCCUUAUCCCUAGAUGCGGCCACAGUCUGAUAUAUUUAGCGGGUUCUUUGAUGAUUGCCGGAGGUGUACAUAUGUUUUCAUCCCCUUCAAAGUCUUUUGUGUUUUCCAAUGAUGAUGGAGAUAUUUUACCCAAUCAGGAAUCUAUGUUCGAAUCAGAAGAAUGGAAACGAAUAUUCAAAGCUGAAAACGUUUACUUGGAUAAUUUGAGCACCAGUUCGUUCCCUUAUAGAUUUUUUCAAUUGAACUUGAAAACUCAAGUAUGGAAAAUUUCACCAAUAUUCAUUCCUUUGAGUUUGCAGUCCAAGGGAAUCGUAACUACCAUUGGAAGUACGUAUACGAAAGUGAAUUCAGUCAUUUAUGUAUCAGGUGGUGAAAUGAGACUGCUUGAUGUUGAUAUCUCACGUAAAUGGCUUCAAAAUUUCGAUCAAGGUUUAUAUGGGGGCAAAGCCAAUUCGUCGGCAAUUUCUAUGAAUGGCUGUGUCCUAGCUCUCACGAUACCACUAUCUGCUUCUGAUCAGUUUGAUUCAAAUUAG
Komagataella phaffii GS115 is the source of this 2130-nucleotide messenger RNA. Its product is annotated as Multistep regulator of cAMP-PKA signaling. Lineage: Eukaryota; Fungi; Ascomycota; Pichiomycetes; Pichiales; Pichiaceae. The record is from RefSeq and is a predicted model, not a curated record. Gene Ontology annotation, cellular component: cell cortex of cell tip. Gene Ontology annotation, molecular function: protein binding. The coding region runs from base 1 to 2130 and encodes 709 amino acids. The transcript has a single exon.